UCUAAAGUCAUCCAAAAAAUUUCUAAAUCCAUGGCGAGCUCGCCGCGAUCCCCGCCGGAGUUCGAAAUCUCGCGGCAGUCCCGUCUCCUCGCGGCGCUGUCGAAGAAGGUGAUAGAUCUCGAUGAGCUGAGGAUGCUGGCUGCUCAGGGAGUUCCGGACGGCGCCGCCGUCCGUCCGACUGUGUGGAAGCUUUUACUGGGCUAUGUACCGAAUGAUCGCGCACUGUGGGAGCAGGAGUUAGCAAAGAAGAGAUCACAGUAUGCAGCCUUCAAAGAAGAGUUCCUUUGUAAUCCUGUAGAUGGAAAUUGCACGGCGACAGGAUUAGAAGGUCAAGGGAGCGAUUCUGCAGGGAACAUCAAUAACGGGUUGCUUCAUAGGUUGGAGGUAACCAAAGAAGAGCACCCAUUGAGCCUUGGGAAGACUAGUGCGUGGAAUCAGUUCUUUGAGUAUUCAGAGAUUAUGGAGCAAAUUGACCGUGAUGUGAAGCGCACUCACCCUGACAUGCAUUUUUUCUGUGGAGAUUCGUCUUUUGCAAAGUCCAAUCAGGAAUCUCUGAAAAAUGUACUGAUUAUAUUUGCAAAGCUAAAUGCUGGAAUACGUUAUGUACAAGGGAUGAAUGAAAUUUUGGCACCGCUCUUCUUUGUGUUUCGGAGUGAUCCAGAUGAUAAAAAUGCUAACUUUGCAGAAGCUGAUUCUUUCUUCUGCUUCGUGGAGUUACUUAGUGGGUUUAGAGACAACUUCUGCCAGAAACUAGACAACAGUGCUGUUGGCAUUCAAGGUACUCUCUUAAAACUGUCGCAACUUGUUGCGAAGUAUGACGGAGAGCUUCAGCGUCAUUUGGAAAUAACAACAGAAAUUAAUCCUCAGUUCUACGCGUUCCGGUGGAUUACUCUACUGUUAACCCAGGAGUUCAACUUUGCUGACACUAUUCAUAUAUGGGACACACUAUUAAGUGAUCCUGAUGGUCCUCAGGAGACCUUGCUCAGAAUCUGCUGCGCAAUGUUGAUUCUUGUCCGGAAACGCCUAUUGGCCGGUGAUUUCACUUCCAAUCUCAAGCUCCUGCAGAACUACCCCCCAACAAACAUCAGCCACCUCCUUUACGUCGCAAACAAGCUGCACUGAACUGAAAGCUGAACCUCUUCUGAAAGACUGGAAGCAACCGACCCUCUGCUACACUCAUUCAGUUAAAACUGUAACCGCAUUGCCCCCAGCUAUAUUUAUUCACUUAAAACUGUACUAACUGCAUUGCAGAACCACGUAUCCUUACGAUGCUAAAUACAACAGCUCGUUACAAUGCUAAUUACAACAGCCAGUCUGCCUGCUUCAACCAAAUCUGGGACACAAGCCAUGAUUCAUCCAUCCAUCCAUCCAGGAUUCCAGUUUGACAUGGGCAGCACUGCAACAGUGAAUAUCCAUCCAUCCAUCCGUUACUGCUGCUAGUGCCAUCCUCCUGUGCCUCCCUCCAAAAGUCACACACUACAGAGAUGGAACUGGAGAGUCCAUGUACACAUAUAAAAACGAGCAUGCACAGACAUGCGUAUCAGUGUAUGGUGUAUCUUUCUUUCUACCACUGCUGGCCCAUCAUCCUGGAACAGUGCCGUUCCGGUAGGGGAGAAGCAGAAGCUUCACCGGUGCCCGAAAGGCUACAGGAGCUGGCAGGCUACAGUUGCUGCCACUCCAUUUCUUUCCCCCAUUUUGAUCCCCAGAAACGCGGGAAAAAACGCAGAAACUUUUGCUUUCCGUGCCCUUUUUUUUCCUUUGUCGUAGCUAAUGGCGGCCCAUUUCGGUGCAAGGCGACCUCACCGAGAGGUGCUGGCCUACUCUCGCAGCCUUGCAGUUGCAGGAUUAGUACUGUAGCUUUGCCUGUGCGAAACCACGGCUCUUGACGGAUAGCAGUGUCAAAACAUAUGAGCUGGAGUACAUUUGAUUUGAUAGUGAUUUGACACUUGAGACACGUUAAUUCUACAGGAAAAACUAUGCUGUAUGUA
This is a messenger RNA of Oryza brachyantha (malo sina), 1988 nucleotides long. Its product is annotated as TBC1 domain family member 13-like. The record is from RefSeq and is a predicted model, not a curated record. Gene Ontology annotation, molecular function: GTPase activator activity. Gene Ontology annotation, biological process: intracellular protein transport; activation of GTPase activity. NCBI's taxonomy places the organism in Eukaryota, Viridiplantae, Streptophyta, Magnoliopsida, Poales, Poaceae.